Salvia splendens (bonfire salvia) is the source of this 2391-nucleotide messenger RNA. RefSeq names its product probable L-type lectin-domain containing receptor kinase S.7. The record is from RefSeq and is a predicted model, not a curated record. Gene Ontology annotation, molecular function: carbohydrate binding; protein kinase activity; ATP binding. The transcript has a single exon. The coding region runs from base 180 to 2183 and encodes 667 amino acids. Lineage: Eukaryota; Viridiplantae; Streptophyta; Magnoliopsida; Lamiales; Lamiaceae. Gene Ontology annotation, biological process: protein phosphorylation.
UCUUCAACAAACCGAGCACGCUCCCAUUUUCCCACAACCGUUUAAACCCCAUUUUCCCACCACAACACCCAUGAACUCCACCACAAUUUCUCCACUCCUCCUCCUCUUCUCUUCUCCAACAAUCAAAUCCAAUCAAAAUCAACAAACCCACUAACCAAGAAAAUUUAUCAAUUCACGCGAUGAAUUCAAGAAACCUCCUUGGUUCCUUGAUCAGUUUCUUGAUCCUCUGCAAUAGCAACGCAUCGCAGAAUGUGAAUCUGGAAUUCCCUUACUUCACCAUCCGCAACCUCAGCCUCCUCGGCGACUCCUACAUCCGGAACGGCGUCGUCGGGCUGACCCGCGAGCUCCAGGUCCCCUCCUCCAGCUCCGGCUCCGUCAUCUUCAACGACCCCAUCGCCCUCUUCGACCCCCAAACCAACGUCACCGCCUCCUUCUCCACCCGCUUCUCCUUCUCCAUCCACAACCUCAAUCCGGCGUCGUUUGGUGACGGCCUCACCUUCUUCCUCUCCCCCAACAGCCAGACCUCCGGCAGCCCCGGCGGCUACCUCGGCCUCGUCAACUCCUCCCAGCUCACCAAGAACCGCUUCGUCGCCCUCGAAUUCGACACCAAGCUCGACCUCCACUUCGACGAUCCCGACGACAACCACGUCGGAUUAGACGUCGACAGCUUGAUCUCAAUUGAGACCGCCAAUCCCUUGACGUGGGCAAUUGAUUUGAAGAGCGGCAACGUCAUCACCUCCUGGAUCGAUUACACCAGCCUCGCCAAGAAAUUGGAGGUUUUCUUGAGCUACUCCAGCUUCAAGCCGCAGCAGCCGUUGCUCAGCAUCGACAUUGAUCUCUCCCACUAUCUAAAAGAGCUCAUGUUUGUCGGAUUCUCCGCCUCCACCGAGGGCAGCACGGAGCUCCACUUCAUCGAGAGCUGGAGCUUUCAAACCACUGGUUUUCGCAAUUCCAAGCCAAGAUUCAACCCUCACAACGUCUCCGACAGCACUGUGCCGUUAAAUUCUCCGUUGCCGGUCUCAGAUUCUGGGCGUAGGAGUCACAAGAGGGUUGGACUAGCUCUUGGCAUUGGCUGCCCCGCCUUCUUCUCAGCAAUUCUUGGAGUUUUCGUGUGGUUUUCUGUCGCGAAAUGGAGGCGUUUCAAAGCAGAGAAUGACUUAAAACCAGAGGUGAUGGGGCCAAGACAGUUUGGCUACAAAGAGCUGAAAUCAGCAACCAGAGGGUUUCACCAGAGCAGGAUUCUUGGCCUUGGCGCGUUCGGCACUGUGUAUAAGGCCUACUUUGUUGAAAGCGGGGCAGUGUCUGCUGUCAAGAGGUCGAAGCACUCACACGAAGGUAAAAGCGAGUUCCUAUCUGAGUUAUCGAUCAUAGCAUGUUUGAGGCACAAGAAUCUGGUGCAGCUCCAAGGCUGGUGUGUGGAAAAGGGUGAAUUGCUGCUUGUGUAUGAGUUCAUGCCUAAUGGGAGUUUGGACAAUGUGUUGUACCAAGAUGUCAAGAAUGGGACUGUCUUGAAAUGGCAGUAUAGGUACAAGAUUGCUGUGGGGCUGGCUUCUGUGCUCACCUAUUUGCAUCAAGAAUGUGAGCAGCAGGUGAUCCAUAGAGACGUGAAGACAAGCAACAUAAUGCUGGACGCCAACUACAACGCUAGGUUGGGGGAUUUCGGGCUAGCUAGGCUGAUGGAUCAUGACAAGAGCCCUGUGUCGACUCUCACGGCUGGGACCAUGGGGUAUCUGGCUCCUGAGUAUCUUCAGUACGGGAAGGCGACUGAGAAGACCGAUGUGUACAGCUUUGGGGUGGUGAUACUCGAACUGGCCUGUGGGAGGAGGCCGAUUGAGAGGGAGGAGGAAGGGCAGAGGAUGGUGAACUUGGUGGAUUGGGUGUGGAAGCUGUAUAGGGAAGGGAGGAUCACUGCAGCUGCAGACGGGAGGAUGAACGGGGAGUUUGAAGAGGCGGAGGUGAGGAAGCUGCUGCUGGUGGGGCUGAGCUGCGCGAAUCCGGAUGGGGCGGAAAGGCCUUCUAUGAGGAGGGUGCUGCAGAUUCUCAACAAUGAGGCUGACCCUGUGAAUGUGCCUAAGACCAAGCCCAGCCUCAGUUUCUCCAACAGUAUUCCGUUGAGUAUUGAUGAGAUUGUGUCUGAUUGUGGUUCGCCUGGCUCUUCUCAUGUUGAGAUCAUAGUUGAUUGAGUUUUUUCUUGUUUUGGGAUUUCUUUUAUUUCUUCUUCAUUUUUUGGGUCCUUGUGUUUUUUGUGCAUAUAUAGGGGGUUUUGAUAGAGUUUUGCAACUCAUUAGACAAAAUGAAUAGUAGUAUUGAGUUUGCAACUCAUAUAUGUAGUUCAUUGUUUGCUUUUAGAUUUGUUAGAUUUGAUUGAACAAAUGACCAUUCUACUCUGAA